GUUGAAAUGUGAUCUGGUGUCAAUAAUCACGGCUAAUCUCAUUUCUGCGCUUAAGUAUGAAAUUUUGUGGAGUAAUAUACGCCACUAAAAAGCACGAUAGCUGGAGUUAAACUGAAAAUGUCUGAUACUUACCUCCAAGAGCUUUUGGAAGAAAAAGAUGUAUUAAAUCCUGAUACUCACCCUCAUUCAAUAAGAUUAUUGGAAGAUGAGGUAUUAAGAGUAACCGGAAAAACUGCUGAGUCAUCAGGAUAUAUAUCAACACAAGAUGAGGCUGAACCAUCUAAUAAUCGUAAACCUCGUUAUAAGUCUUACACAGGAGCUGUUGUUAACGAAGAAGUUGUCAAACUUACUGAAAAAGUUGUUGUACCUGUGAAAGAAUAUCCAAAGUUCAAUUUUGUUGGAAAGUUACUUGGACCUCGUGGCAAUACUUUAAAACGCCUUCAACAAGCUACACAAACAAGAAUGUCAGUUUUAGGAAGAGGUUCAACAAGAGAUAAAGCAAAGGAGGAGGAGUUAAGAAACAGUGGCGAAUCAAAAUAUGACCAUCUGAAGGAACCUUUGCAUGUGCUUAUUGAAGUUGAAGGUCCAAAAAGUGAAGCGCAUGCAAGGCUAGCUGCAGCCCUUGCUGAAAUAAAAAAGUAUAUGGUUCCAGAAAAUGAUGAAAUUCGUGAAGAACAAAUGAGGGAAAUGGCUCUUCUAAGUAAUAUCAAUCCUGAUGCAGCAACAGCUGUUAUGUCAGGUGGUCGAGGAAGAGGGUUUGCUUCAGCACCAAUUGUUAGAGUUGGUAUUCCUCCACCUGGUGCUAUAAUACUAAAUGGAUCACAUUCCCUAGGAUUUCGUGGAGGCAGAGUUUCAAGAGUGAUAACACGUGGCGGUCGAAGAUCGCUCUCAAUACCUAGACAUGCCUCCACUGCUCCAGAUAGAUAUGCUUAUGAUGCGUAUGAUACAACCUAUGAUGCAUCAUAUGAAGGAUAUCCAGAUAGCGGAGAGGCUGUAUAUUAUGAAUACUCUGAUGAAUAUUUACCUACUGGUUCAACACCUCAUGGUAAUAAGCGACCUGCAGUUGGUGCUUCUGCUAGCUUUCUAACAAAGAAAUAUCGAUCUGCCGAAGGUUAUGGCGAUGUGAUGUAUCCAAAACAAGAUUCUGAACCUUAUUAAGUUUUAUUAAAAGAUUUUAAUAUUAAAGUAUUAAAUCUUUGAUUUUAGUGUAAAGAGAGAUUUAUAUGCUUAGUUAAGAUUUCGAUUUGUGUUGCAUCAAUAACCUUUUUAUUUUAAAAUUAUUAAGAAUUAAAAAAAAUUUUAAACAUCAACUUUUUAUUUUUUUAUUUUUUAAACAUAAAAGUUACUUUAAACUCAAACAUGUAAUAUUUUUGAAUAUUUUUUGUUUAAAGAUUAUUUUGUUUUAUAUUAAAAAAAUUUUCUUAAUUUUUUAAAGUUAUUUUUUGUUGUUUAUAUGUAUACUUUUAACUAAUGCUUACAUAAAUAUAAUAUUAUCUGACCACUUUGCAUAUUUAAAUUAAGUGAAGGUAUAAAUCUGAACUGAAGUCUGAUAUAAAUUUAAAAUUUCUGUAAACUAUGUUCUGUAAAUAAUAAAACUAGUUGACUUAAGUUGCAAAUAUUAACUUUAUUUUUUUUAAAUCUCCAUUAUUUUAAAAAUGUUUCUAAUAAACAUAGCUUAAAUCUUAACUUACUAAAUUACUUAUUUAUUUUAGAUCAAAUCUAAGUUUAUUUUAGGAAUUUUUUCAAAAAAAAAUCAUUUAAGAAAAAGAGAGUUCAUUUGCAACAUAAGAUAUCACAAUGUAAACAUUUAAACUAUUUUAAACUAGAGGUAAUAAGAUUGUAACAUAAUUAUUUUGAAUUAGGUGUGCAAUAAUAGUAAAUGUAUUUAAAAAAAAAAGGCAUUGAAUAAGAGUUCUGAUUUUCUUAAUGCUAUCAAAAUCUUUUGUAGUCCACUUUUUAUAAUGCCUCAAGUUUCGCUAUAAAAAUCUUUUGUUAUUCUCUGGCUUCACAUUUUUAUAAUGGUUCCAGUUUCACUAUCAAAAUCUUUUUUUUUUUUUUCUUUUUAAUGUGUGUAGUUCUCUGCUUUCACAUUAAAAUUUUUUUUUUAACUUCACCUUUAGUUUUUAGGGACAUAAACAAUUGCACUUGUUUUAAAUAUUUCAAAAGAUAAAAUUUUAAUAAACAUUUUUAAAACUUUGUACAAUUGUUAUUUCUUUUAUAGAUUAAAAAUUAAAUUUUUAACUAUUUAAACUACUGAUUGGUAAGUAGAUUCUCUUAACAUUAACUCUUUAAAAGCAUUGUUUGGAUUAUAUUGUUAAAUUUAGUUAUUAAAAAGAAAUAUUAAAAUAAAUGAUUUUACUAAAUGUGUAUUUCAAAUCUAUUAAAAUAUUUUAAUGCCUAAAAUCUUUAACUAUUUUUAGAAGUAUCAAUUCUAUGAUCCUUUUUUAUAAAUCAUGGUCAUCCUAAAUUGGUUUUUAAUUUUGUGUGACAAUGUUAGAAGUAAUAAGGUGAUAAUUUUGUGGGAGUGUGUGAACAAUAUGGCGUGUGGUAAACUUGGUGUAUCAAUGUAUUUGGAAUUCCAUUUUUGAUCUAAAAAGAUCUUUUUUGAGAUGUAGAUUUAUGAAAAUUGUGAAAAAGUUGUUAUAUUUUA
Molecule: messenger RNA, 2650 nt
Organism: Hydra vulgaris (swiftwater hydra)
Lineage: Eukaryota; Metazoa; Cnidaria; Hydrozoa; Anthoathecata; Hydridae
Product: KH domain-containing, RNA-binding, signal transduction-associated protein 2
Biological process (GO): regulation of alternative mRNA splicing, via spliceosome
Cellular component (GO): nucleus
Molecular function (GO): mRNA binding
Source: RefSeq, a predicted model, not a curated record